AUGGGCUACUCGGUGACCAAAGCCGCCGCUUUGCACCUGAUGAAGCAUCUUGCAUUAUCCGUGGGACCAAAAAUCCGUGUCAAUGCUGUUCUACCGGGCCUGUUGUUGACGGAUUGGGGCAAAAAGUACGGCGACACGGCGAUUGAGUGGCUCAACCAAAAGGCCGUCUUAAAGCAUGAGACCGACCUGGAGGAUUGCGCGAAUAUGUUUGUCACUUUGGCGAAGAAUACAUCCAUGACUGGGCAACAGAUUGUCGUUGAUUCGGGACUCUCCAUGGGAACUCCUCCCAGCAAAUAG
This is a messenger RNA of Aspergillus fischeri NRRL 181, 297 nucleotides long. RefSeq lists its product as uncharacterized. NCBI's taxonomy places the organism in Eukaryota, Fungi, Ascomycota, Eurotiomycetes, Eurotiales, Aspergillaceae. The record is from RefSeq and is a predicted model, not a curated record. The transcript is spliced from 4 exons. Bases 1 to 297 code for a protein of 98 amino acids.